AAUGUCCUUGUCCAUCACAGCUUGCUUACCAGAACAGCGCAGACGCCAUCCAAGUGUGACUUCCUCCAUAAAGUUAGAAACAAACAACAGCGGGUAUGUCAACUUCAUGAAAGCUUGUUCUACUAUUACCUUUCAUCAUCAUGACAUGUUUCUCAUUUAAUUACAAUAUCCAUAGAGUUUACAACAGUUUAUGUUGUAUUUCAGCAAUAUUAUUCCGAUAGUUAUUAUUGGUAACAUGUUACAUUACAGUGUCCUUAUUACAUCAGUAGUGUUAUUGUCUACAUGAUGUCUAAUUAAAUAAAAACAAUUUUAAAAAUGUCUUAAAGGGAAAGUUCAUAUUCAUAAUCUCCAGCACCACCCCAACAUCAAUGUAUGUGAAAAUUGUGCAUUUCUAUGUUUUUCGAUUAAGAUUUUAAAAAGAUAGAGAAAGAUAAGUGUUUCCAAUGACAUCACUGUUGCGCAUCGUGUGAUUUUGACCAAUUAUGAGGAGGCAUUGCCUACUAAUUACCUACUAAUUGUUUACUAAUUAGUUGAAGAUGUCAUUGGAAACACUUAUCUUCCUCUAUAUUCUUUACUACAAAACAUGGAAAUGCACCAUUUUCACAUAUGUUGAUGUUGCGUUGGUGCUGGAGAUGAUUACUAUACAGUAGAUUAUUUUUUCUUCCUGUAAUGAAAUGUAUUGUUCCCAGGUAAAUGAAGUACACAUUUCAGUCAGAUGAGUGCAUGGUCAUCACCAUACCUCUGGGCAGUCUCAGAGACGCUCAGGAGGGCCAGCUGAUGCCUGAGACGUUCCACUGUGUCUUCAAAGACGUCUACAAGGUCUUCCUCAAGGGUCAGCCCAAAGCUCUUGGGGUACGAAUGGCAAACGUUCCUCUACAGCCGAAUAUACAUUUAUUUCAGGCAGGCUAAUCUGUGGGUUAUCUAAAAUACAUUCAUGAUGAGCAGAAGUUACGUUGAACAUUUGAUAAAUGUUCAUGUAGGGGCCGGUUUCCCAGAUACAGGGUGGGUGUUUUUUUGUCCAGGACUAGGCUUAAUCUGUGUCCAGGAAACCGUCCUGUCUGUUAGUCUAAUUACAUCUUCUUCUUGUUUUCAGGCGGCUCAGCUCAUUGCUGGAGUCCUAGUCUUGAUUCUGGGGCUACUGCUUGUCCAGCACAGCCCAUUCGUUCUGUUCUACACCAUGCCCAGUGUCCUGGUAAGAACCACUGCAAUCCGCCCACAAAGUUGUUCAUGUUAUCAUCAUUUAUUGGAUUAGACAUAUGUUGAUACAGCUGAUGUUGGACCAAAGCUUUGCCUCAGCUCUAUCUGUUAUUCUCUCUUGUUGUCAGUGUACAUUGUGUGUGAAGUGUGUACUCUACAGUGAGGAUCAUACACUUACUGUUGAUUGAAUUUGUAAUCAGUCUCUCAAAUAAUGAAGGAAAUAAAUACAUGUUUGUUUUAUAAAGUAUGUUGCUGCCGGAAUGCUGACCUAUGCUGCAGGUCACUCUCCAAAUAUGUGUGUGGUAAGUUCAAGCUUUCCAAACGUAUCUAAAUUCAGUCAUGGAUCAAAUAUGAAAUAAUUGUAGAUGAUUUAAAUUAUUAUACAUUAUUAUGAAAAUAUUACACCUCAAAUAUAUCAUAAACAUACCAAUUGUAUAGUGAGGUGAUUCUGUGUUUUUCUCCCCUAUCAACAGGUCAAACUGUCAUUUUCCUUGAACAUCAUCAGCUGUUUCUGGACAGCGGCUGCUGUCGUUCUCUGCACUCGCCAUGUCUAUGAUGAUUCCCCAGUGGACCAUCCAGAGGUCCCAGAGUUAAUUACUUAAUUGUUUGGUUAUUCCAAUUAGUAAAUUAAUUAGCACUGGUUAUUACAAUUAGUUAAUUAAUUAGCAUUGAUUUGUUAAUGAGGUGGAAUAGUACAAGCAUUCAAAUCAGAUCACACAAUACGGAUAUUGAAUUGUUUGUUUGCUUUGUAAUUCUGUGUGAAUGUUCUCCACAAACAAAAUACCAAACCACAAUAGCUUAUCAACAUAAAAUGAAACCAGAAAGAAACAUGUAGUUAUGUACAAUGUAUUAAGUUACUAUUCUCUUGACUUUGUUUGUCAGGCAUUUGAUGGAAUCAAAUGGAUUGUUGCAGUUCUCCUGGUCAUUGAACUGGUUGUUGCCAUGGUGGUGAUCUACUGGGAGAGCAAAGCAGUGUGCAGACAGCACUUCAAUAUUCUGGUGAGACUCUAUGUUUAUUAUACUGACUGGGCUGAACAUUCUGGUGAGUCUCUAUGUUUAUUAUACCGACUGGGCUGAACAUUCUGGUGAGACUCUACUGUUUAUUAUACUGACUGGGCUGAACAUUCUGGUGAGACUCUACUGUUUAUUAUACUGACUGGGCUGAACAUUCUGGUGAGACUAUGUUUAUUAUACUGACUGGGCUGAACAUUCUGGUGAGACUCUAUGUUUAUUAUACUGACUGGGCUGAACAUUCUGGUGAGACUCUAUGUUUAUUAUACUGACUGGGCUGAACAUUCUGGUGAGACUCUAUGUUUAUUAUACUGACUGGGCUGAACAUUCUGGUGAGACUCUAUGUUUAUUAUACUGACUGGGCUGAACAUUCUGGUGAGACUCUACUGUUUAUUAUACUGACUGGGCUGAACAUUCUGGUGAGACUAUGUUUAUAAUACUGACUGGGCUGAACAUUCUGGUGAGACUCUAUGUUUAUUAUACUGACUGGGCUGAACAUUCUGGUGAGACUCUACUGUUUAUUAUACUGACUGGGCUGAACAUUCUGGUGAGACUAUGUUUAUUAUACUGACUGGGCUGAACAUUCUGGUGAGACUCUAUGUUUAUUAUACUGACUGGGCUGAACAUUCUGGUGAGACUCUACUGUUUAUUAUACUGACUGGGCUGAACAUUCUGGUGAGACUCUACUGUUUAUUAUACUGACUGGGCUGAACAUUCUGGUGAGACUCUAUGUUUAUUAUACUGACUGGGCUGAACAUUCUGGUGAGACUAUACUGUUUAUUAUACUGACUGGGCUGAACAUUCUGGUGAGACUAUGUUUAUUAUACUGACUGGGCUGAACAUUCUGGUGAGACUCUAUGUUUAUUAUACUGACUGGGCUGAACAUUCUGGUGAGACUCUAUGUUUAUUAUACUGACUGGUCUGAACAUGGAAUGUACAUAUAAUUAUAUUUAUAAACUGGGUGGUUUGAAUGCUGAAUGGCUGAAAGCCGUGGUAUAUCUAUACCACAGGUAUGACAACAUUUUUUACUGUUCUAAUUACGUUGGUAACCAGUUUAUAAUAGCAAUAAGGCACCUCAGGGGUUUCUGGUAUAUGGCCAAUAUACCAUGGCUCGGGCUGUAUCCAGGCUGUACUCUGCGUUGCGUCGUGCAUAAGAACAGCCCUUAGCCGUGGUAUAUUGGCCAUAUACCACACCCCCUCAGGCCUUGUAGCUUUAAUAUACUUCUUAUAUAGUGACAAGUGUAUUUACUGAGUACACACACUACAUAACCAAACAACACAUUCCUUGCAGGGCUCACUCAAUAAAGACACAUGGGUCUCAAUGAUGACUUCCUGUAUGGUUACAGAAAUAAAAUAAGAUGGUUGCAAUUUUUAUUUCCAGCCCAUAGUCACCCUGAAGCAGGAAGUAUGAAUCUGGACGACUGGCAAGAGCUCAACAAACAACAAACAACUAAGUGAAAUAAUUAUUCAACUUGUAUGACAUUUGUUUUACUUGUGGCAAUUUAUAGUGGAUACAGAUAGUCUUCACUCUGUAUAUGUUAUUAGGAUGUAGUAGUGAUUACCUAUGAUGUAGUAGUGAUUACCUAUGAUGUAGUAGUGAUUACCUAU
Molecule: messenger RNA, 3816 nt
Organism: Coregonus sp. 'balchen'
Lineage: Eukaryota; Metazoa; Chordata; Actinopteri; Salmoniformes; Salmonidae
Source: the annotation of a GenBank genome assembly